AUGAAGUCGCACAACGUCACGCUCCCCGAAUCCCGAUAUUACUCAGCGCAAGGUUUGUCUGGGAAGACGGCUUUGAUCACUGGAGCAACGGCAGGGAUUGGGGAGGCCAUCGCCUGUCGUUUUGCCGAGCUGGGCUUGAAGAAGUUGGUCCUAUGUGGUAGACGCACAGAGCGUCUAGACGCGCUUAAGCAACGUCUUAUGGACGAGAUCGAGCACCAAAAACCAGAAGGCGAAGAAGACUCGGCUGUUUUGGAUGAGAGAGCCGAGACUGAUGGAAAUGGUGGAGGUGGAUUCUCACACCCGUAUUGUCUGGAGGGAAGUAUCGUCUGCGUGACACUCGACGUCACGGACAAAAAAGCGGUAGAGAAGCUGGCACAAGAAAUUGGCGUGAUUGAUAUCUUGGUAAACAAUGCCGGUCUCGCAUUGGGUACUAAUGCCGCUGAUGAAACGCCCUACGAAGACACGAUGCAGAUGUUUCAGACGAAUGUCAUCGCCUGUGCCCAUUUGACUUCGUUAUUCGGAAAGAAAAUGCGUGAGCAAGCUGCGGGUCAUUUGGUCUAUAUAUCUAGUGUGGCCGGGAAGGAUUUUUAUGAAGGGGGCUCAAGCUACUGCGCAACAAAGCACGCUAUCCGUGGUUACGCGGACGCCCUCCGGUGUGACCUAGUCGGGACGCCGUUGCGAGUGACCACUAUUUCUCCAGGACUCUGCGACACGGAAUUUUCAGUAGUCCGCUUCAAAGGGGAUAUGGAAAAAGCACACAAUGUCUACGCGAACAUCGUGCCUCUAUGUGCGGCUGACAUCGCGGAUCAGGUAACGUAUGCGGUGACGAGACCACCGCACGUUCAAAUUGCGGAUAUCUUGUGCUACCCAACGAACCAGGCACACGCAAAAUACGUCGUAUCCAAACAAGGCGAGUCGCUUGGAGCUGCACCAAAUACAGGAGCUUAA
Molecule: messenger RNA, 948 nt
Organism: Amoebophrya sp. A25
Lineage: Eukaryota; Dinophyceae; Syndiniales; Amoebophryaceae
Source: the annotation of a GenBank genome assembly